AGAGCAUAUAUUUCAUCAACAAAUACAUCUAUUAAAUAUAUUUUUUUUCUGACAAGAAGAGAGAAGAAUUUUUUAAAACUUGUUUACAAAAAUGUCGAGAAUGAGAUUACAAUUAUCAUUGGAAAAAAUUAAUGAGAAUGAUUUUGAAGUUAAAAGUCCAACAACUACAAGUUUAUAUUCACCAGUUACUGAGAUUAUUCAUGAUUUCAACAAGUCAAGCUUAUCAAAUGGUUCACCAUCAAUUUCUACUGAUGAUAAAUUUGGCACUGAUAACAAGGAAAAUUACACCAAGAAUUUUUCAACCACCAGCAACAAUGAUAGCUUAUUUAAAACUGUAUUAAAAAUAAGAAAUACACCUGGUCGUUUGUAUAAAUCAAAACGAACUAGACGUUUUUUCAAUAUGGGAUCAAAACGUGUUAACUCUACACCAGAGGUUGAACCAGGUUCAACACCACCAUCAUCAAUGACAGCAUCAACAACAUCAAUAGUUGAUAAAGAAAAUGUUAGCGCAGCCUGUAAUCUAUUUGCAAUGAAUUCAUCACCACAGACGAUUGUAAAUAAAUCAACAUCAAGAUAUCCAUUAGAAGACUGUGAUCCAAAUAGUCAAGACAGUGGUUAUGGUGCAAGUUUUACAGAUGAUUUAUGUAAAUUUCAAGAUGGUUUUAGAUUUGCUGAACCAUCUGGUUUUGCACCAAGACGAAUGUCAAUUGAUUCAGCACGUGGUUGUAGUCCACAACAAUCACCAAUACGUUUAAAAUCACCACGUACAAAUAUAUCAUGUUCACGUGAUAAAUCAACAUUUAUGAAAAAAUUAUCAUCAUGUGGAUAUGACAGUAUGGAUGAUGGUUUUAAUGAACUUAUUGAUAUUGAUAAUUUUAUGGAAAAUACAAAUACAUAUCCAAUUAAUUUAAAUAAUUUAAUAAGUGGUGAUAUUGUUAGUGAAAAACCAAUGGAAUGUGAUGCAUCAACAACACCAAAAGCAAUACGUAUUAAAACAAAAAAAGUUAGACGUUCAUUAUCAUUAAAAAAUGAUGAUAAUGAUAAUAAUGAUAAAAUAUGUACACCACCAUUAUCAAAAAUACGUUCAUGUUUAUUUAGAUCACCAAAUAGUAAUUCAUCAAUUGGUAAACUUGGUUAUAGUAAUGAUAAUACAAGAUAUUUAUCACCACAAAAUUUAUCACCAUUAAAAUUAACAAAAUCAGUAAAACGUUCAGAACCACCAACAGAUGCAAGUCCAUUACUAGUCAAAAAAUCAAAAAGAUCAUGUAGUUUACGUGAUUUUCCAGAUACAACAAAUUUAUCACCAAUUAUUGAAAGAAUUAAUUUAUUACAACGUUGUCAUUCUGAAACAGAAGCACAUGCUAAUAUUAAAUCAGCAAUACAUCGUAGUACAACUGAUGCUGAUUUAACUGGUGAUUUUAGUAAAACAUGUAUAUUACCAUUAUCAGAAGGUUCACAUGAUGAUUUAAAAUCAAUAGCAUCAGAUACACUUGAAAAAUUAAUACAUGGUGAAUUUGAUGAUAGAAUUGCAUCAUAUCAAAUUGUUGAUUGUCGUUAUCCAUAUGAAUAUGAAGCUGGACAUAUUGAGGGUGCACUUAAUUUAUACACCAAAGAACUUAUUGAACAACAUUUAAUGAAACCAAUUAAUAAAAUACCAGUUAUACAACCAGAAACAAAUAAACGUCAUAUACUUAUAUUUCAUUGUGAAUUUUCAUGGGAAAGAGGACCAAAUUUAUCACGUUAUUUACGUAAUAUUGAUAGAAAAUUAAAUAAAGAACAUUAUCCAGCUCUUUAUUAUCCAGAAAUAUAUAUAUUACAUGGUGGUUAUCAACAAUUUUAUCGUGAUACUAGACAUCUUUGUUCACCACAAGGCUAUAGACCAAUGAAUCAUCCAGAUCAUGAUGCUGAUCUAAGAAAAUUUCGUAGUAAAAGUAAAAGUUGGCAAGGUGAAAAAACAUCACGUGGCCUACCACCAAAAUCAAAUCUCAAAAGACUCGGUUUCUAGUGUUAAUUGUACAAAUAUAUUUAACUAAUUUUAUUUCAUUUUUUUUUUUUUUUUUAUUAUUUUUUUUUUGUUUAUAUUAUAUUUUUUAAAUUCAUUAUUAUUUUUAAUAAUAAUAUAUGAGUUGGCGUGUAAGCAUCACGCUUUUAUUGUGCAAAAAAAAAAAGUUAUUAUAAUAAUGUAAAAAAAAAAAAAAGGAGUUGAAUAUAAAAUAUAAGAUAAACAAAAAAUAAUAAUUAAUAAAAAAAAUAUGAAUUUGUUAUUUGGAUAUGAUAUGUAAUAUUCAAAUUGAUUUGAGAAAGAAAAACAAUGAAAGAAAAAAAAAAUUAUAAAAUUAUUCUUUAUUAAUAUUCUUCUCCAUUGUAAAUAAAAAAUUAUACAGAAAAGUAUUGUUUAGUUUAAAAAAAAAAAAAUAUUAAAAUUUAAAAAAAUGGAAGAGCUUGUUAAGAAGAUGUAAAAAAAAAAAGAAAAAAAAGCAAUAGCCUAAUGCAAAGGCCUUAUAAAGCUGCAAAACAUUGUUAACUUGGUUGUCUUCAAUAAUUUAAAAAAAAAAAAAUAAAAAGUUGUAAUAAUUAUUUAAUACAACAAUAAAUUAUUUAAAAAAUAUUGUACAAAGUCAUGACGAUACCUAACGAUAAUUGUUUUGCAGCUUUUUGUAAUUUUAUCUCGAUAUUUAAUUUGUUUUAUAAUUAAUAAAUA
This is a messenger RNA of Aphidius gifuensis, 2701 nucleotides long. RefSeq names its product M-phase inducer phosphatase-like. The record is from RefSeq and is a predicted model, not a curated record. NCBI's taxonomy places the organism in Eukaryota, Metazoa, Arthropoda, Insecta, Hymenoptera, Braconidae. The transcript has 4 exons. Bases 92 to 2005 code for a protein of 637 amino acids. Gene Ontology annotation, biological process: G2/M transition of mitotic cell cycle; positive regulation of G2/M transition of mitotic cell cycle; protein dephosphorylation. Gene Ontology annotation, molecular function: protein tyrosine phosphatase activity. Gene Ontology annotation, cellular component: cytoplasm; nucleus.